AUGGCCGGCGCCAAGUACUCCUCCUACCACCUCGCCGCGGCGCUCCGCCGCGAGCCCGACGCGGCCGCCGCGCUCCGCCUCUUCCUCAGCCCCACGGCCGUCGGAGCGUCCUCCUCCUCCUCCACCUCCGCGCCGUUCCGCUACUCCCUCCGCUGCUACGACAUCAUCGUCUGCAAGCUCGCCGCCGCGCGCCUCUUCCCGGCCAUGGAGUCCGUCCUCGCGCAGAUCCCGGAGUCGCUCAGCCCGCGCGAGCCACUCCUGUGCCGCGUCAUCUCCGCGUACGGGCGCGCUCGCCUCCCCGCCGCCGCCCGCCGCGCCUUCGCGCACCGGGCCUUCCGGGCGCCGCGCACCGCCCGCGCCCUCAACACGCUCCUCCACGCCCUCCUCGCCUGCCGCGCGCCCCUCCAGGAGCUCCUCUCCGAGUGCCGCGCCUCCGGCAUCCCCCCGGACGCGUGCACCUACAACAUCCUCAUGCGCGCCGCGGUGGCCGAGCCUGGCUCCGUCGAGAACGCCUGCCUCCUGUUCGACGAAAUGCUGCAGCGGGGUAUCGCCCCGACUGUUGUCACGUUUGGCACCCUCGUCGCUGCUUUCUGCGAGGCCGGCCGUCUAGAGGAGGCAUUCAAGGUUAAGGAGGAGAUGUUCUUGCAUUACAACAUCAGGCCAAAUGCCCAUGUGUAUGCGAGCCUGAUCAAGGCGCUCUGCGAGAAGGGGAAGAUGGAUGAUGCGCAAAGGCUCAAGGAGGAGAUGGUGAGAAAUUCAGAACCUUUGGUGGAUUCGGGAGCUUAUGCCGCACUGGCAAGGACAUUGUUCUGGGUAGGGAGAAAAGGGGAGGUGGUUGGUUUGCUGGAGGAGAUGAAGGGAAGGGGAAUCACAGUUGGUAGAGAGGUAUACAAUGCGAUGAUUGCAGGUUUUUGUGAGAAUGAGGGGGACUUGGAUGCUGCAUUUGCAGUGCUUGAUGACAUGCAGAAGGAUAGGUGCAAGCCAGAUGCUGUGAGCUAUAAUACACUGGUUGGUGGUCUAUGCAAGAUGGGGCGGUGGCGGGAUGCGAGCGAGUUGGUUGAGGAUAUGCCAAGAAGGGGAUGCCGUCCUGAUGUUGUGACCUACAGGAGGCUGUUUGAUGGGAUUUGCGAUGCUGGGGAACUCGGUGAGGCAAGGAAGGUUUUCGAUGAGAUGAUUUUCAAGGGGUUUGCACCAAGCAUGGUUAGUGUGAGGAAAUUUGUUGGGUGGAUCGAGAGGGAAGGAGAUUCGGCAUUGCUGGAGUCAGUGUUGUGCCAAUUGGCUAGCGUGAACGCUUUGGAGGGAAAUGAAUGGGAGAAGGCAAUGAGUGGUGUGCUCCAUGAUCCUGCAGAGCAGAAGAUAGAGAAGUUGCUGGAUAAUUUCAGAUUGGCUUGAUUGUAUAUCUCUGUGGACUCUAUCACCUGUCCUAGCUGUUUUUCUGAUCUGCAACAGCAGUUCACUGCUCCAAAUUUGAAGAUUCUUGCGUAAUUAGCAUGGGAAGGGAGGAGAUACAACGUCAUUAAUAGGAGUUUGCAAUUAAAAACACAUGCCAUCAGUGAUGCAUUCUGGAAGCAAAGGAAGCAAGGAGUCAUAGGGGUGAUUGCAAGUGAUGGUGGUACAUAUCAAGUCUUGUUUUCCAUACUUCUGCUGUCUUCUGCAAUGUAUGAAGGCACUCCAAACAGAGUUUGAACAUGCAAAUAUGCUCUGUCCUUCGCAAGGAUUUGGAUCAACUGCCUAAUCAUCGUUAAGCAUGGCACUGCAAAUCCAGUUGAGCUUCUAUUUCUAUACGAUGUGGCAUGGAGUCCACCCAACUUUUUAGCGCUGGAGAAAGAAGUCCCAGAACUUGCAGCAGAGUAGCUAAGAAAAAUCUCAGUGGAAAAAUUGCAUAUAAUGCUAAAUUAAUUAGGACUUAUGAUGUCUGCUGUGCUGUAUUUUAAAGAACCCUCUUUUCCCUUAAUAAUGGAUCUGAGUAAGCUCUGUACUAUCCACUGAGAAUGGAAGUGGAGUAGACAACAACAGUACUGACUACAUCCCGUUUCAACACUUUCAUAUCCUAAGACCACGUUUUAGUUAUAUUUAGAUUGA
Molecule: messenger RNA, 2082 nt
Organism: Oryza brachyantha (malo sina)
Lineage: Eukaryota; Viridiplantae; Streptophyta; Magnoliopsida; Poales; Poaceae
Product: putative pentatricopeptide repeat-containing protein At1g53330
Exons: 1
Coding region: 1-1392 (463 amino acids)
Molecular function (GO): protein binding
Source: RefSeq, a predicted model, not a curated record